AUGACCGUGUCGUCACUCCUUCCUUCCACCGCGGGCUACCGGCCACUGCCCUCCCUCCCUCGAGGAGCGAUCCCUUCUCGCUUCCCCCGAAUCAGCCUCGGAUGGCUCGUAUCCCUCGUCCUCUUCUGCGUCCUCGUCUUCAGCCACUCCACUCUUGCACCACCCAUCCGACGACUCGACCUCGAUACCGUCAGGUCGCUGCCGAACAAGUUCGGACUCCGCUACCCUAGCGUCCCGAGCGCCGCCGUACGGGAAGAGGAGGAGGAGCGGAUAGAGGUCGUCGAGGAGGUCGAGGAGCCUGAGCUUGAGCCGGAGGUUCACUACGGUCUUCAGAGCGACGUUACGAUCGUCUCGGGAUUCUACCGCGUCGACUCUGGCAAGAAGCACCGGGUGGACGAGUACCACGUCUGGAUCAAGCACUUCCUCGAGACGGUGGAGAUCCCCAUCGUCUUCUACUGCUCGCCUGACCAGCACGACUACAUCGCCGGCCUGCGAGGCGACAAGCCCAUCACUAUCAACAGCACCUACCCAACCGCCUUCCAGAUGCCGCCGCUUGAGAACCUCGGCGGCGAAGAAUGGGCUAUCCGUCAGAACAAGAUGGACCCGGAGAACUGGAUGCACGUCCACGACAUCUACGGCAUCUGGACCGCCAAGCCCUGGCUCGUCAACGAGGUCGCCAAGGCGAACCCGUACGAUUCCAAGUACUUCAUGUGGGUCGACGCGGGCUCGCUGCGCGAGCCCAACGUCCCGCACCCUUUCACCGGCCUCGGCAAGCACUUGGACGAGAUCUACGCCGACGUACCGAACGACACGCUGCUGCUGGCCAGCACGACGGUGCCGUUCGAGGAGGAGCUCGACUACGUUCAGAAUGCGACUCGCAUGCAGCCGAACGACCCGACUGAGCGGCUGCAGGGUGGCUGGUACGGCGGCACGAAGGAGGCGGUCGACUGGUGGGAGACGGAGACGACCAAGGUCGUCGUUCUCCAGUCCGCUCUCAACCGCUUCACUGCCAAGGAGCAGCCCGUCUGGAAUCAAGCGGCGCGGCUGAACUGGGAGAAGAUCCUCAUCCAGCAAAACGCGUUCCGCCACGGUCCCGACUGCGGCUACGACUUCUGGUUCACGUUCGAGUACUGGUCCGACGGGCGCAACUGCACGAUCCCCGUCUGGAACGGCCCGCAAAAGGCCAAGGACAAGCAGGCGCGCUUGUUGGCGCAGGUCAAGGACGAGGCUGUCCGUCUUGACGAUGCCAGGAUGGUCAAGGUUCGCAAGGCGCCGGCGGAGCGUCGGGUAUGA
Rhodotorula toruloides NP11 is the source of this 1293-nucleotide messenger RNA. RefSeq lists its product as uncharacterized. NCBI's taxonomy places the organism in Eukaryota, Fungi, Basidiomycota, Microbotryomycetes, Sporidiobolales, Sporidiobolaceae. The transcript has 4 exons. The record is from RefSeq and is a predicted model, not a curated record. Bases 1 to 1293 code for a protein of 430 amino acids.